Molecule: messenger RNA, 951 nt
Organism: Aspergillus glaucus CBS 516.65
Lineage: Eukaryota; Fungi; Ascomycota; Eurotiomycetes; Eurotiales; Aspergillaceae
Product: DUF3602 domain-containing protein
Exons: 4
Coding region: 433-843 (136 amino acids)
Source: RefSeq, a predicted model, not a curated record
UGGGGAUAUGUUCAAGCUGGGGGAGUAAUAUACGGCGUUAAUAGAAGGGCGCAGAAAUUUCAGUGGGACUAAGCAGUAUGUCGGAUCUAUCCAGCCGGAUAAGAGAAUGAACAAUAUUCGUGCAGAUAAAGAAUAUUCUCUCUUAUCUUGAUAGCAGAGUCGUAGUGUUGUGUCUGUACCUGUCCUGGCAUCGCUCGAUUUGGCAAACGCUGCAAACGUCGGUGUUCAUGCGGACAACGACUGUGGGUUCUUACCCGACAACUCUGAACCAGAAUUUUCUUCUUCACUCUUAAGAAGACUCACCUCUUAUGGCAUAGAGCCCUGCAAGACACUGAAUAACUGUCGCAAACUCGCAAACCCCGUCGCGAUCACAUCGACCGCCACCGCAACUCGUCUCGUCCCGCAUCUCCGCCGUCAUACUUGCAGUUCGUCAUGGGUCGCCAAAUAUCCCACGGCCGAGGAGGCGCAGGAAACAUCUACUCCAGAGAACACAAAGAACAACCCAAAUCAAAGAAAGAUUUCGUGACCCCCACCAUCAAACAAGACGUCUACACCACCGGCCGCGGCGGAUCGGGGAAUAUGGUAUACAAUGACCCGGAGCGCCCGGAGAUUGCGCGCGAGAGUCAGGACGUCGAGACGCCGCCGCUGAGAGUUGAAGAGGCACCGCAUCAUACUGGUCGGGGUGGUGCCGCGAAUGCGUACGUCCCUACGGCAGACGAAGAGAAGUUGGUGCGUGAGCAGGAGGAGGAACAGUUGCGACGGGUUUACACGGCUUCGAGGGAUCGAUUGAAGGAUGUGCUCGAGUCGCAGGAGGAGAGGCAGUCGGAUGCUGCGUCGAAAUAAUCGGUCGAUUUUCGCAUUCAUUGAGACAUGUUUUGGUUUUCAUUUGUUCUUCUGAUGUGAUGGGUUUUCCCGGAUACAGAAUCAGACUCAUUGGGAUGGCGCUGGGGG